GUACCAGUUACAUUCAGGGACGUGGCCGUGGUCUUCACACAGGCAGAAUGGAAGCUCCUGAGCUCUGAGCAGAGGAUCCUGUACAAAGAAGUGAUGCUGGAGAAUUACAGGAACCUGCUUUCGUUGGAUAUCAACAAGCUGAUUCUAAAAUUUAUAUGACAUCACAAGGGACCUGGAAUGCCAAAACAAUCUUGUGAAAGAAAAAUAAAUGAAGAGGACUCACAUUUUCUGAUUUCAAAACUUACUACAAAGCAAUGGUACUGACAUAAGGAUAGACAUUCAGAUCAAUGGAAUAGAAUUGAGAAGUCAGAAGUAAAACCAUGUGUCUUUGGUCAACUGAUUUUCCACAAGGGUGCCAAGACCAGUCAGUGGGCAAAGAAUAGGUUUUUCGACAAAUAGUGCUGGGGCAACUGGAUAUUUACCUGCAAAAGAAUAAAGUUUAACCCUUACCGUAUGCCAUACAUACAAAUUAACUAAAAAUGUAUCAAAGAUCCAAAUGUAAGAAACUAAAACUAUAAAACUCUUAGAAGAAAGCAUAGGACCAAAUCCUUAUGAUCUUGAACCUGGCAACGAUUCUUAGCUACGCCACCAAGAGCAUGAGCAAGAAAAACAACAACAACAAAAAAGGUAAUAGAUAAAUAGGACUUUAUCACAAUUAAAAACUAAGGUGAAAAGACAAUCCAUAGAAUUAGAGAAAAUGUUUAUAAAUCAUAUAUCUGAUGUGGGACUUACUUCUAGAAUACAUAAAGAACUCUUAACAACUCAAUAAGAAAAGACAAUCCAAGGAUGAUAUACAAAUGGGCAGUAAGUACAUGAAAAGAUGCUCAACAUCAUUAGUCAUCAAGGAGAUGCAAAUCAAAACCACAAUGAGAUAGAUACCAGUUCACACACCUUAUGAUGGUCAAUCCAAGUCACAUAACAAGUGCUGACGAAGAAGUGGAGACAUCAGAACCCUCAUAUACUACUGGUGGGAGUAUAAAACAGUCGGCCACUUUGGAAAGCAGUCUGGCAGGGCUUUUAUACCUGCCCACCUCCCAUUUUUGAACUGUGCUCACUAAAUGAGUGCCCAUGUUUUUCUUCCAUCGGAUGGGAAUGGAGGACAGUGACUCUUGAUCAGGGAGCACCGCCGCAGCAGAUCAGAGGAGCAGGAACCGGAGCCUGGGCUGAGUUCAUAAAAAGCAGGAUCUGGACAGUGGCUCCAGAUGGAGGAGCCAGAGGAACCUGCGGACAGCGGGCAGUCGCUGCCCCCGGUUUACAUCUACAGUCCCGAGUACGUCAGCAUGUGCGACUCCCUGGCCAAAGUCCCCAAACGGGCCAGUAUGGUACAUUCUUUGAUUGAAGCAUACGCACUGCCUAAGCAAAUGAGGAUAGUUAAGCCCAAAGUGGCCUCCAUGGAGGAGAUGGCCACCUUCCACACCGAUGCCUAUCUGCAGCACCUCCAGAUGGUCAGCCGAGAAGGAGAUGACGAUCAUCCGGACUCUACGGAGUAUGGCCUGGGCUAUGACUGUCCAGCUACCGAAGGGAUAUUUGACUAUGCGGCAGCUGUGGGAGGGGCUACGAUCACAGCUGCCCAGUGCCUGAUCGAUGGAAUGUGCAAAGUAGCCAUUAACUGGUCCGGAGGGUGGCAUCACGCAAAGAAAGACGAAGCGUCUGGGUUUUGUUAUCUCAAUGAUGUUGUCCUGGGAAUAUUACGACUGCGACGGAAAUUUGACCGUGUUCUCUAUGUGGAUUUGGAUCUGCACCAUGGAGAUGGUGUAGAAGAUGCCUUCAGUUUCACCUCCAAAGUCAUGACCGUGUCCCUGCACAAAUUCUCCCCGGGAUUUUUCCCAGGAACAGGUGAUGUGUCUGAUGUUGGCCUAGGGAAGGGACGGUACUACAGUGUGAAUGUGCCCAUUCAAGAUGGCAUACAGGAUGAGAGGUAUUACCACAUCUGUGAAAGUGUACUGAAGGAGGUGUACACGGCCUUUAACCCCAAAGCCGUGGUCUUACAGCUGGGAGCUGAUACAAUAGCUGGGGAUCCGAUGUGCUCCUUUAACAUGACUCCGGUGGGAAUUGGCAGGUGCCUUAAGUACAUCCUUCAGUGGCAGUUGGCAACGCUCGUUUUGGGAGGAGGAGGUUAUAACCUUGCCAACACAGCUCGAUGCUGGACAUACUUGACUGGGGUCAUCCUCGGGAAAACACUAUCCUCUGAGAUCCCAGAUCAUGAGUUUUUCACAGCAUAUGGUCCUGAUUAUGUGCUGGAAAUCACGCCAAGCUGCCGGCCAGACCGCAACGAGCCCCACCGAGUCCAACAAAUCCUCAGCUACAUCAAAGGGAAUCUGAAGCAUGUGGUCUAGUGGACCAAAAGGGAUCAGGUUUCCAGAGCCAAAGAGCAGUGCCUAUAAUGAAGGCAGCAUGUUCAUGCGAGCCGUGUGUGGAAUUUGUGACUUCAGGGGAAAUUUGGAAGAAAUUAAUUCUUGAAAAUUUCCAAGGAGCACCAAGUGGCUGCUGGCCUCCUGGGGUGGGGCAGGGAGGCACCCCGGAGGCUCAGCUAGCCCUAGAGGAAGAGUGAGAUUUUCAACAUUAAAAGUGUUUAUUUUUUAAACAAACAUAAGUACCAUUUUUAAUCUUUGAAUAUUAUUUUUAAGCAAGUUGGGGAGGGGAUAUUUUUAUUUUCUUAAAGGAGACAGAUCAGAAACUGGGAGAAAGCAUGAAUGUGUAGAGGGUUAGGGGGGAUCUGAGAAGUAGGGUUUGGGUGUCAGGACCACCCAGGUCACCACCUGGUACUAUAUUCCUUGGUGAAGGGAAAUGAUAGUAGAUUGGGAGGUAGGAAGAAAUCCACCUCUGUUGUUUUUAGGAUCAUUGAUCUAUUUUUUAAAAAUAUAUUUGUAUUGAUAUUUAGAGAGAGAGGAAGGGCGAGGGAGAGAGAUAUAGGAGCAUCAAUGAGAGAGAAGCAUCAGUUGGCUGCCUCCUGCACGCCUCAUACUGGGGAUCUAGCCCCAAACCUGGGCAUGUGUCCUGACGGAAUCAAAUCAGCGACUUCUUGGUGCAUGGGAUGAUGCUCAACCAACUGAGCCACACCAGCUGUUGUGUUUUUUUGAAAACCUAAAGAAAAAGAAAAGAAAAACAGUCUGAUAGUUCCUCAAACAAUUAAAC
Molecule: messenger RNA, 3135 nt
Organism: Myotis daubentonii (Daubenton's bat)
Lineage: Eukaryota; Metazoa; Chordata; Mammalia; Chiroptera; Vespertilionidae
Gene: ZNF343
Product: zinc finger protein 343
Biological process (GO): regulation of transcription by RNA polymerase II
Cellular component (GO): nucleus
Molecular function (GO): DNA-binding transcription factor activity, RNA polymerase II-specific
Source: RefSeq, a predicted model, not a curated record